GCUCCACGAAGCCACCAGCUGCCCCCCCCAGCUGCAAAAGGGGGGACGUGUCCCCCUCCAGCACCUGCACCGGGUGGGCUGCAUGGGGGCUGCUUGCUAAACGAUCACUGAAACCUAAACGCAAAUGGCCACGGGGGCCCGGCAAGAAAAUAGCAACAGGAUGGCUGAUAAACCUGCCCUGAUACCCACAGGGAAAUGUGCCUGGUUGCAGGCAGCCCGGCAAGGGCCAGCACUGCAGAGCCCUUUUAAGACCAGGAUUUAUGAAGAGCUGCUUCAAAGGAGCUCAGAACUCUCUGAACACUCCCUUGGCCUCAUGCUCAGGGUCUGCUUUGCCCCAGUCUCUCCCCAGGGCUGAGCUUGUGCCCUGGAAAAGACCAGUGUAGGUGCUCACCUCCCUCAGGAUGGCUAAUGAGGAAACACAAAUGAUGGCCAAAGGCACAACUGAAUCCAUCAGCGCAGAUCUUUCCCAGCCUAGCACCACCCAUCCCAAGCACCUACAAAACGUGCAGGGCCGAUGGGGUCUCCUUUUGGCUCCUCUCCAGGUGCUGGGCAGGCUCUGGUGGGAGAUGCCCCUGCUCUCACCCUCCUUCCAACUGUUUGAAGACCCACAAAAGGCACAGAACUCACUGAAGUUCAGCAUCCCAGAAAAUGGGGCUUGAGGGUUAUACUGAGAUAUUCUAAACCAGUAACUUAAACGAUGUGUGGGGCACCAGGGCACAGGAGGAGUUACGGGGGUCAUUCAGGAGGAGGGAGCAGCCACAAACUGCUGGGAAUUUGCUAUAUGCCAUCAUCUCCUGAUUGCUAGCGGGGACUGGGGAGCUGAGGGGGCUGGAUGGCUGUCAUUUGCAAUCACUGUUUUCCAGAGCUCUCUAGAAUACUAGUCAUUUGGCAAAAAAACCCAACAUGUUUUGCUAAGUGUGAACUCGGAGCCUGGGUCAGGUUUCGCCUGGGAAAUCAAGGGAAUCAAAUUGCCCCUGAGCUGCCUCCCCCUCAGCAUCCAUCUGACACCAAAAUAACCUCACCUUAACUCCAUCCUCACUCCCCAGAAGCUUCUGGGUCAGAAAUCAGACCCAGCAGAGCCUUCAGAAAACAUUCAUGGUGCAGUUGGACUGUUUAUCCCUCGGUUGCCCUCCGUGCCCAUGCAGCAUCCCGAGGAGCUGCUGACAGAGCUCGUGUCACACCCACGCCACGGCCCGGGCGGUGCAGACAGGCAGCUGCUCCCGAUGUCCCCAAACCCUCCUUGAUUUUCAGCUGAUGGCCACUGCGGGGCUUGUGUUGCUGUCCGAUUCUAUCAGCAGGAGCAGCAGCCCCUCCUGAGCCCUGUCCUUGGGAUUUGCGGUGCUCCCUCGGCCUUCCCUCGCUGCAGGAGCCCAGCAGGACUCUGACCCUCAUCAUGCAGUCAUGGGGGCUCAUGGCUGGGGCCAGAAUGAGCUGCCUUGCCAGGAAAACCCCAAGGGAGGCUCCAGGGGCUCUGCUGCUCUGUGCAGGAUUGGGGCACUCACGGAGGCAGCAAGAGCUGUGUCUGGCCAUGGAUUACACGGGCCAAGGGAGGGGCCCAGGCUGGGAGCUGCUGUUCCAGGGAUUUGGCACUGCGCUGUUGAAUUCCAUCCUCAUCCCACUAAUGACAACCUGCUUGGGGAAAGAGGGCUCCCCUCUUUGUGCCCCAGGGGGACACAAGGUGUUGGAACUGGCUGGGUGGUGGGAGCAAGCUGGGCAUCAGCAUGAUCCUGAAAGGCAGGGGGCAGCCCUGGGGCCGCCACAGGGGGAUGCAGGGGGAUGGUGACAGCUGCAGUGGGACCAGCUCUGACCUGAUGCCCAACGACAGCGUGGGACCCCGCGCGGGUGGCUGCUCCCUCCACCCCCCUGCCCCAGGAUGGAGCCUCCAGCCCCUCUCCACAGGAGACCGAAUGCAGACAUGCCCUGAGGUCACUGUGGGUGCCUGGGGGAGCAGGACAGAUCCCAGCACAUGUCCCCAAAACACAUCCCAGCCCCUGGAGAAGGAAAAGGGUUAAACUGGUGUCUGCCUGAAAGACAUCCUAACGCAGGAGCAUCAGCUCGAGGUGCUGCUCACGUGCUUGCACCCUCUGCCUCCCUGCUUCUAGCCACCUCGCUGGGAUUUUCCCCACCUUCCUCCGGCUCCUUGGGACCAGUCUGGGGCUGGAGGGGACUUGGGGGCAGUGGGGGAAUGCUGUGACAGCUGAAAAAUGAGCCACCAGGCAGUGAGAGAAGUUUCUGAAAAGAGAAGAGGAAUCUGCCUUGAAUGAAGAGGAUUUUAGCACCUUGGGCUAAGCCAAUAAACCUCUGCCAUCCCCAUCCGAACGGGAAUUGUUUGCACACGCUCCCAGAGCUGCUUAAAGCAGGCAAGACACAAAGAGAGAAUAGGAUCAAGCAUGAUGGGGGGAGAAACCGCCCUGCCUGGAGAGCCUGUGAGCAGAUCCCUAUAGCCGUGCCGGGGCAGUGCCCGCAGGGACAGGGGGUUCACCCAGCCCUGAUCUCCCAGGGACGGGCUGUGCCCCCACUGCCGCCUCACCUCAGCGGGGCUGGCAGCCAGGACGGUGCUCCCAGAAGAUGCUCUGUCCUGCUGAACACACCAGCCCUCUCCACCGCUGGCAGCAAUUCUGGUCCCUGAAGUCCCCAUCCGAGUGACACGGUAGCACCAUGGAGGCAUCUGGUCCCGUGGGAGGUAUCAUGGUGACUCUCUUCUGCUGCUGCCUCCUCAGCUCGGCGUGGGCUCUGGUUGAUCCCGAUGAUGUUCUCACGAAAGAAGAGCAGAUCUAUCUCCUGGUGGAGGCCAAGGAAAAGUGUCAGAGAGACAUAAAGGCCCAGCUGGAGAAGAUCAAAGACCCCAGCUGCCCUCCAGAGUGGGAUGGGAUCAUCUGCUGGCCAAGGGGCUCCCCCAGCCAGGAGGUGUCAGUGCCUUGCCCCGACUACAUCUAUGACUUCAACCACAAAGGUCAUGCCUACAGGUACUGCAGUGCCUACGGGACCUGGGCCAUGGCUCUCAGCAUCAACAAGACCUGGGCCAACUACACGGAGUGUGCCCUGCUCUUCUCCUCCGAGAGCCGGAGCCGCGAGAAGGAGGUGUUUGACCGCCUGCACCUGAUGUACACGGUGGGCUACUCCAUCUCACUGGCCUCCCUCAUCGUCGCUGUCUGCAUCCUCUCCUACUUCAAGCGCCUGCACUGCACACGGAACUACAUCCACGUCCACCUCUUCACCUCCUUCAUCUGCCGGGCCCUCAGCAUCUUCGUGAAGGACAUGGUGCUCUACUCAGGCACGGUGCCCAGCGACACCGACAGGAUGCGGGAGGAGGAUUUCAGGGGUCCCUUGCCAGGACAACGGGGCCACUUGGUUGGCUGCAAGGUGGUGGUGACUCUCUUCCUCUAUUUUCUGGCCACCAACCACUACUGGAUCCUGGUGGAAGGUCUCUACCUGCACAGCCUGAUCUUCAUGGCCUUCCUCUCCAACAAGAACUACUUGUGGGUCCUCAUCAUCAUCGGCUGGGGUCUCCCUGCUGUGUUUGUGUCUGUCUGGGCCAGCGUCAGGGCCUCGCUGGCGGAUACGCAGUGCUGGGACCUCAGUGCGGGGAACAUGAAGUGGAUUUAUCAGGUCCCCAUCCUGGCUGCUGUUGUGGUGAACUUUUUCCUCUUCCUCAACAUCGUCCGGGUGUUGGCCUCCAAGCUCUGGGAGACCACCACGGGCAAGCUGGACCCCCGGCAGCAGUACAGGAAGCUGCUCAAGUCCACGCUGGUGCUGAUGCCGCUUUUCGGAGUCCACUACGUGGUGUUCAUGGCCAUGCCCUACACCGAGGUCUCCGGGCUCCUGUGGCAGAUUCAGAUGCACUACGAGAUGCUCUUUAACUCCUCCCAGGGUUUCUUUGUGGCUUUUAUCUACUGCUUUUGCAAUGGGGAGGUGCAGGCCGAGAUCAAGAAGGCCCAUUUCCGGAGGCUCCUGGCGCUGGACUUGGGGCAGCAGGCGCGCCCCGGGAGCUGCUGCUGCGCCGGGCCGGGGUCCCAGGCCCCCCAAAGCUGCAGCACGAGCCUGGCGGGGCGGGGAGCGGGGGGCACCCGGGGGCUGCUGCUCCCGGCCCGGCCCCGCCCGCCCGGAUACAUCCCCAGCUCCGGCGCCUCGGACCAGCUCCUGCCCUGCCCCGCCCAGGAAAUGAGCCAGAAACCCCGGGGGGAAAACACGAUGGGUCUGACAGACCCGACUCAGUGUCACCCCAAGCCCGACAAGGAGCUGGAAACGGUGCUGUGAAAAGGAGGGUGCAUCUCCCACCUCGGCAUCCAGAUGUGCCCGGAAAGAUGCUGAUCCUCACGCUUCGGGCUCUGCUGACACUUGCAUGGAGGGCCAGGGUUGGUACAGCAGCUGGAACAGCCCAGCUCCCUUUCCGUCAGAGCCAGUGUACAAAAGGAUCAGGUGCUCUCGCUCCUCCUUUCCCCCGGCCCAAAAACAAGCCAUAAAACCUCAUUCUCCUCCACGUGCAAGUGACUGAUAUGAUGUCUGUGCAUGCAAAGCCUUGAGUCUUCACCAGGAAUCACCUCCGUGCUCACUCCUACCCCACAAGUGGGAGGUGACUUCUCCAGGGCAUUAAAGCCCAUCCCCUCGGACUCCCCUACCCAGAACCAGCUCCAGCCUUGUCCGGCCUGGGGGAGCACUGAGUGCCCGUGGAGCUGCUCUGCAGCUCACCCUGCCCUCCCUUGCAUCCUCUGCAGCUCACGGGUGGCAUGAACAGCAACACACAACCACAAAUCAGACCAGGAGGCACUGGGACAGGGUGGGCUGAGGGAGGCAGGACAAACUUUGUGGCCUGGAAGGGUGCAGGGAAUACCUGGACCCCUAACACUUCAUCCAUUAACACACAGGCCCCUGCAUGCAACAGUCGUGGCCGUGUCAUCUCAUUGCAGGCUAAGAAGUGAAUAGUCUGUCUGGCUUGUGUCCAUCCUUGUAUUCUACCACGGAGCCAGCGGCCAGUGGCUGGAGAGCAGCAGUGGGGGGAAAGGCUGGAACCCCGGCCCCGUUCCCAGCCAGGUCUGCUCUCCCUGCCCCCUGCCAGCGACAGGCAGCCCCAGCAUCCCCCUGCCCACUGCUCUGCACUGGCUGGGAAAGCUCCUCGCCUGAGGGAAAAGGCAUUCCCAAGGAGCUGGUGUAGAUGGCAAAUGAAUUAAACAGCAUGUUGGUGGUAGCAUGGAGCAUCUUUUUCCUACACAGUUCCUCAAGGCAGCAAUUUCAUGCUAAAGACAGUGUCAGGGAACAGGUAAAUAAUUCUGUGAAACACUAAGGUGGAAAGGGAGUCACAGGGAACUGGAGGGACAAACAACCAGGAGCCAUGUCAGGGGAGGGAAGGGCUCCAGGAUUCACAUUUUUUUAAUCAUCUCCUGGAAGGAAUUUGUCUCUUUGGAAGACACCAGCACAGCUGCCACUACAGGGACAGAUCCCCUCUCAGGGCAGCUGGAAUGCUGCUCACACUGCUCCCUUGUUCCAUGGGGAUGGAACCAACCCUCCCAUGGACCUCGCACAGCCCUGCAAGCUGACAUUUGUGGCUCCCUGUCACUUAUCAGUAUUUACUCACUCUCUGCCCAAGAGGCUCCCGGUAGCUGGGAGAGGGGUGAGGAAUUUCAAUAAUUCUACAAAGAGCAGAGGGAAGUGUUAAAAAGGGGAGAACCCCCAGCAUAUGCCUCACAUGGGGCUGGUUCCCAGUGGCAGCGAGCUGGGAUCCGGGAAGGGAGGGAGCAGAUGGCAGCUCAGACUGUGGGGAUAUUUUUACAAUUUGUUUUGAAACUCCAAUCUUUAAUUGCAGAGUGAUGAACCUUCAGGGUGAGAAGGGGAACACAACAGCUUGUGAAGCCCUGCCAGUCUGCCCUGAACCACCCCUGUCUUCACACCAAAUGUGCAGAGCUCAAACCAGGGCAAUGAUUCCUGCCCAGACUGUGGGGAGCGAAUUCUGGAAACUAUUUUUAAAAACUCUGCAACAGAUUAGAGCUGAUUUCUGAGGGGGCCCAAAUAAUCACUUGGUGUCUUAACUGAAGCCAUUCCGGUGUCAGUCAGAUCUCGGGACUGUUGCUGAGUUCUCUUUCCAGGUCUGCCCAUGACCCCACGAAAAGCUGGGAUGAGUCCUAUGCCCUGGGCUCUAUCCUUUCCUCUUAUAAAGCAGAGGAAAAUCUAUUUCCCAGGAGGCCUUGAAGCUAAAGCAGGGUUCGUGAAACAUUUUGGGGUGAAAGAUACUAAGAAAAACCACAGGAAGUCUUUUAUCAACUACAAUCCACAACCUCUGGUGAGAGAGACACAGUCAAAUCUCCAGUCAGUCAGUUCUCCAUCUGCACACCAGGGCAGCCAAAGGAAGUGGAGAAUAAAAAGCACACACUGAAUAUAUUUGUACCAGUAAUAAAACAUUUACUAGAGCAAGCAGAAAGUAAAUGCACAGCUGAUAAAGAAAACAUCACAAUGUCACAAAACCCUGACAGCUUCUGGUACUUCUUCCAGUGGAAACAAGCCAGCGGUGGGUGCUGACAUGUUCCAACUGAAAAGUUCUUCCCUACCUUGUGGCAAAAAAAAAAAAAAGUUAAAAAAUGGG
Corvus hawaiiensis (hawaiian crow) is the source of this 6574-nucleotide messenger RNA. RefSeq names its product parathyroid hormone/parathyroid hormone-related peptide receptor-like. The record is from RefSeq and is a predicted model, not a curated record. The coding region runs from base 2659 to 4257 and encodes 532 amino acids. Gene Ontology annotation, molecular function: G protein-coupled peptide receptor activity; parathyroid hormone receptor activity; peptide hormone binding. The transcript has 13 exons. Gene Ontology annotation, cellular component: plasma membrane. NCBI's taxonomy places the organism in Eukaryota, Metazoa, Chordata, Aves, Passeriformes, Corvidae. Gene Ontology annotation, biological process: cell surface receptor signaling pathway; adenylate cyclase-modulating G protein-coupled receptor signaling pathway.